CAGCGGUAAAGCGCGGCUCGCCGGAUUCGUAAUCCAUCAUCUCAUAAUCCACUAACCCCGCGAUUAGGAUUAGCAGGGCGAGCGAGCGAGCGGCAGCGGAGCGCAUUAACUCCACUCCGGAAUUAACACCUUCCCUUCCCUUUCCUUUUUCCUUCCGAGGUUAACCAGCAUAGCGAAGCCAGCCCACCCCAGCGGCCCCAAUUUAUUGCGUCCCUCGCCCGCCCCCACCCUCCAUCGCCCCUCGCAUCGCCCCUCGCCGCGGGCCUCGCCGACGCAAACCCUCCCUGCCGCCGACGCCGACGCCGACGACGCAGCCCGAUCCCGGAGCCGCCCAGAUCCGCCGCGCGGGCGACGGCAAUGGCGGCGUAGCGCGCGCCCCCCCCCCCCCCCCCCCGGACGCCAGCGAUGGGACGCGGAGGGCUCCUCUUCCUCCUGCUGCGGACGCUCCUGCUCCUCCCCGCCGCCUCCGCGCUCCUCGCAAACAUACAGCCUAGCCCAGCGCCACAUCCGUCAAAUCCCCCUGAAACAAGAGUGUUUGGACCUCGAAUUUCCCCGGCAUUUUCUCCUGGGGUACUGUCUCCAAGAUCUCCUGGUAUCGCUGUCCAUUCACACAAACACCACAGACGACCACACCAUGCCCCUCCGCCAUCCCUAUCUCUCCCACCUGAAGCAGGUUGCUCUAGCACUGUUUGCCCCGAGCCCAUGAGUUCAACACCGAUUGGUUCCCCCUGUGGCUGUGUGCUGCCCCUUAGUGUUAUUGUUGACAUUGCUGUAGCUCCAUAUUUACUAUUCAUGCACACGGCAGAAUUGGAAGUUGAAGUUGCAGCUGGCACAUUUCUUAAACAGAGCCAAGUGAAGAUUAUGGCUGCUAUUCCAAGUAUCGAAGAUGACCAGAAGACAAGAGUCACCUUUUAUUUGGUGCCACUAAGAGAGCAUUUUGAUAGCUAUACUGCAUCCCUAAUAUCGGAUAGGUUCUGGAAUAAAAAGGUUCAGAUUAAUUCAUCUGUUUUUGGAGCUUACGAGGUUAUAAACAUUACCUAUCCAGGGCUGGGACCUGCACCACCAGCUAUGUCAUCUCUUACGUCAGGUCCUCCAGGAAAUGGAGAAUAUCCUAUAACCGCAGAUGUGCACCAUCAAAAUAAGAAAUUAGAUAGCUGGAUCAUCGUGGUAGUUGCAGGGUCCUCUCUGGUACUAAUUGUGGCAUGCAUUGGGCUCAUUAUCUUAAUAGUCAAAUGGAAGAAACUUAAGCGUUUUCAUGAGGCUGGGAACCCUGUGAUCACCCCGUCAGUUAAAAGAAGACAUGGUGGCAGAUCUCAGUCAACUAGCAUGGUGAGCUCUGUAUCAGCGUCAAUGCUCUCAACAGUGGCCACAUGUGCAGCAUCGGUAAAGACAUUUUCGCUUGCACAGCUUGAAAAGGCCACUGAUGGUUUUAGUUCAAGAAGAGUUUUGGGUCAAGGUGGGUUUGGACGUGUUUAUCAUGGGACCAUGGAUGAUGGAAACGAGAUUGCUGUUAAAAUGCUGACAAGAGAGGACAGGAGUGGUGACCGCGAGUUCAUUGCGGAGGUGGAAAUGCUCAGUCGAUUGCACCAUCGUAAUCUUGUCAAAUUGAUUGGCAUUUGCACCGAACGUGCAAAAAGGUGUCUUGUUUACGAGCUUAUACGAAAUGGAAGUGUGGAAUCCCAUCUCCAUGGUGCUGAUAAGGAUAAGGGCAUGCUGAACUGGGAUGUCAGGAUGAAAAUUGCUUUGGGUGCUGCUAGAGGCUUGGCGUACCUACAUGAAGAUUCAAACCCUCAUGUUAUACACCGGGACUUCAAAGGUAGCAAUAUAUUGCUGGAGGAAGAUUUCACUCCAAAGGUUACUGAUUUUGGUUUAGCAAGGGAAGCAACCAAUGGAAUCAAUCCCAUUUCCACGAGGGUAAUGGGGACUUUCGGGUAUGUUGCUCCAGAGUAUGCCAUGACAGGGCAUCUUCUUGUCAAGAGCGAUGUCUACAGUUAUGGGGUUGUGUUGCUGGAGCUUUUAUCAGGAAGGAAGCCCGUAGGCAUGUCCGACAACAUGGAUCCUGAGAACCUUGUUACUUGGGCUCGUCCUCUUCUAGGCAAUAAGGAGGGUUUGGAGAGGUUGAUCGACCCUUCUAUGAAUGGCAACUACAAUUUCGACAACGUAGCCAAAGUGGCAUCCAUCGCUUCGGUGUGCGUUCACAGUGAUCCAUCACAGAGGCCAUUCAUGGGUGAAGUAGUCCAGGCACUGAAGCUGAUUUACAAUGACGCGGAGGAGGCCGUCGGCGAUUCCUACAGCCACAGGGAAUCAUCAUGUGACCCGGACGACGACCUCCAGGGCGGCUUUGUCUUUGACAGUGGUAGCGGUAGCUGGUGGAACAGCGGGGCUUCCGGGUGCCUAGACUACCGGAAUCCCUCACCGUUCAUAAACAUGGAGUACAGCUCUGGCCGAAUAGAAGCGAGGCAGGAGCGCGAAGGUGACCCUUACUCGGUAGCGUUGACAGGCGCCCGUGUACAAAAACGAGCACCCCAGAGUAGAUCAGCCCCUCUGCAAAUCAGGAAGCUCUCCCCGUCUCACUGGUCAAGAGGCAGCUUCAGCGAGCAUGGGCGGCCGCCUCUCCAUUGAUUUGAUAAACUAGCGUUAGACCAACUGUUAGCUUCGGUUUUUUUAGACUUGAGACAGAGGCUGGGGGGAAUGCCAUUCGCCGAUUCGCCUCCCGUUGAUUCUUGCCUCUGGUCAGUGUACAGUUUUCCGACAGAGUCCCAGCCAGUGACUCUCUCUCUGUCUCUGGUAGUCUGAUGAUGUUUGUAAUCUGCCUUGAGCUGCCCUGCUUCCCUAGAAGAAACGACGAUGGGGCUGGCGACGUGGCUGGCAGGUGCUGUCUAAUUUUUGGAAAUCGUGGUUCGUUCUUCAUGUAUCAGGUUUGUGUGAUCUUGGUAGGGGAAUUAUUGCCAGAAAUCUGGGCGAUAUCAUUCAUGUUGUUGUAUCGUGCGUGCCUUGCCGAUGUACUGGACUGUUAACAGUUGAAGUGAUUUUACUCUCAUUGGUGAGGUGAAAAAAUAUAUAGUUUCCAGUUCAGUUGACUUCA
Hordeum vulgare subsp. vulgare (domesticated barley) is the source of this 3085-nucleotide messenger RNA. Its product is annotated as receptor-like serine/threonine-protein kinase ALE2. The record is from RefSeq and is a predicted model, not a curated record. The transcript has 8 exons. Gene Ontology annotation, molecular function: protein kinase activity; ATP binding. The coding region runs from base 406 to 2622 and encodes 738 amino acids. NCBI's taxonomy places the organism in Eukaryota, Viridiplantae, Streptophyta, Magnoliopsida, Poales, Poaceae. Gene Ontology annotation, biological process: protein phosphorylation.